UAUAUCUGUAUGGUGAAGCAGCAACACAGGAACACAGAAAAACUUUACCUCAGAUACGAGCAGGGGAAUAUGAAGCCCUGCCAGAAAAGCUUACAAAGGAUGAAUGGAAACCAGAUUUUGGACCAGCCGAGUUUGUCCCGUCAUGGGGAGCAACUGCUGUUGGGGCUCGCAAGUUUCUUAUAGCCUACAAUAUUAACAUGCUGAGUACAAAAGAACAGGCUCACAGGAUAGCUCUCAAUAUACGUGAACAGGGUCGCAGCAAAGACGAGCCAGGUAGAUUGAAGGAAGUUCAGGCAAUAGGUUGGUACUUGGAGGAGGCUAACAUGGCCCAGGUGUCUGUCAACAUCACUGACUUUGAGCAGACGGCAAUUCAUACAGUGUAUGAGGAAGUCUGUAAAGAUGCUGAGGAGUUGAACAUUGCUGUGGUUGGUUCCCAGGUAGUAGGACUGGUUCCCCUUGAAGCAAUAAUGGCAUGUGCACAACAUUACAUGGAGAAAAGUAACUUGUUUAUUCUAGAGGAGGACCAGAAGCUAAGACUAGUUAUUAAUAAAUUAGGCCUCAAUUCACUUGGUCCAUUUAGUCCUAAAGAAAGAAUUAUAGAGUACAUGAUAACAGAUGAAAGAGAAGGCCCCCUUGCAAGUAUGGAUGUGAAAGACUUUAUCCUGACAGUUGGAUCAAGGUCACCAUCACCUGGUGGUGGAUCAGUGUCAGCACUGGCUGCUUCACUGGGAGCAGCCCUUGGAUCAAUGGUUGGGUUUUUGACAUACGGUAACAAGAAGUUUUACGAGUUGGAUGGUCAGAUAAGAAAGUUAAUCCCACCACUUUAUAAGGCAAUGAAAGACCUGACACCAUUCAUAGAUGCUGAUGCCCUGGCAUUUAGUGAAUAUAUGCUUGCAUUAAAAUUACCAGCGGAGACUGAGGAAGAACAAGAUAUACGUUCUGCAGCAAUGCAAGAUGGCCUGUGUACAGCUAUACAGGUACCACUGACUGUAUCAAGACUAACUAAUGGAUUAUGGGAACCAUUGAAGGAACUUGCCAAGAUAGGAAACAUCAACUGUAAAUCUGAUUUACAGGUUGGUGUAAGAAUGCUGGAGACAGGAGUUUGGGGAGCCUAUUAUAAUGUGAAAACUAACCUUGGUGAUGUCACAAAUGAAGAUUUCAAGAAGAAGGUAUCAGAAGAAAUAGAAGGGGCUGUCAAGAUUGCACAAGAAAAUUGUGCAGCAAUUCUGAAGAUUUUGGAGGAAAGGAAAGCCUAAGAUCUAGUCAGACUUACACUCUAUGUGCUAUGCUUAAGUAAUCUUGCAUGAUUAUUAUCUCCACCAUAUGUUAUUUCAUGUUAUUAUUGGAUGUUAUUUCAUAGCAAGAUUGAAAAACAUGUUUAUAUGAUAAAUAAUUCAUUUGGUGAAGAAAUUAGUUUAUUAAUUAAAAAAACUUGAUAACAUUGUUAAUUGCUUUUGAAAGAAAUUACCAUUUUCUUCCAAUGGUUUUUAUUUUAUAAGUUUCUAUUUGCCAGAUAAAUAUUUUAGAAUUAUAGGAAUAUGUUGGGGAAAAAAACAAGGUAUGAAUGCUUAUAGUUUGACUAAAGUGAAUAUUUUUCUUAAUGGGGGAAAAUAGACAAGUUGAGAUUGAAAAGAUUUAUUUAAUACACAGGUAUGAUAAGAAAAUAUCCCAGAAUUUAAUAAAACAAUUUCAUAUACCAAAGAUGUGAUAGACAAGUUUAGGGUACUUUAUGCUUCAAACAUUUAAAGCUUUUAAAUGUGACACAAAGUUUUUUUUGAUUAGCAUAAUCUAGUUAUAAAAUUGAAGGACAAAAUGUGAGUAUACUUCUAA
Molecule: messenger RNA, 1830 nt
Organism: Ruditapes philippinarum (Manila clam)
Lineage: Eukaryota; Metazoa; Mollusca; Bivalvia; Venerida; Veneridae
Product: formimidoyltransferase-cyclodeaminase-like
Molecular function (GO): transferase activity; folic acid binding
Source: RefSeq, a predicted model, not a curated record